Pleurotus ostreatus (oyster mushroom) is the source of this 1869-nucleotide messenger RNA. It is a transcript of the gene ADA2, whose product is annotated as Transcriptional adapter ada2. Gene Ontology annotation, cellular component: nucleus; SAGA-type complex. Bases 1 to 1869 code for a protein of 622 amino acids. The transcript is spliced from 10 exons. The record is from RefSeq and is a predicted model, not a curated record. Gene Ontology annotation, molecular function: protein binding; chromatin binding; transcription coactivator activity. Lineage: Eukaryota; Fungi; Basidiomycota; Agaricomycetes; Agaricales; Pleurotaceae. Gene Ontology annotation, biological process: chromatin remodeling; regulation of transcription by RNA polymerase II.
AUGACUGUAACACAUCGGAAGCCUCAACAAUUGGACGAAUUGCAAGCAGCUGCUGAACCCGAUCAACAAUUCCACUGCGAUUCCUGUACAUGUGAUCUUACUCAUUCCGUCCGUAUAAAAUGUGCCGAUCCCAUAUGCGAACCUGGCGACGGAGUAGACCUCUGCCCAACCUGCUUCUGUGCCGGCAAGGAGUUCGGCCAACAUAAGGCUGGCCACGCCUACCGCAUCGUCGAACUGCACUCGUACCCAAUAUUCCAUGAGGACUGGGGCGCUGAUGAGGAACUUCUCAUGCUGUCCGGCAUCGCUGCCCAAGGACUCGGAAACUGGAAGAAAGUCGCCGACCAUAUUGGCACACGGACCAGAGACGAGGUCGAGGAGCACUACAACUCGGUGUACAUUAACUCCCCCAACUGGCCGCUGCCGGUUAUGGACCGACAAUUUGAUAUUGAUCCCGCAGAGUUCCACGAGCGUAAGCGGCGGCGCAUUGCUAAAAUGAACGCCGCCCCCCCUCCACCCGCCAAACCGGCACCGACCUCAGCGCCGGGUAUCCACGAAGUCGCCACCUUCCUCCCAGGCCGUCUUGAAUUCGAGCACGAGCUGGACAAUGACGCGGAGGAUCUCGUCAAGGAUCUGGAGUUUGGCAUGUGUAUGGAGUACGGAGGCGAUCAAAUUGCAGAAGACGAGCACGAUUUGGACGUUAAGGCGAGACAGAAGUGGGCAGAAGAGAGGCAAGCAGCAGCUACAGCAGGGAAGGGGCCUAUGAAGGGAAUAGUGAACGGGACUGUCAAUGGCUACCACCUUCACGGCGAUGUUGUAAAACGAGAGUCUCAGUCGCAUUCGCAGUCUCAAUCCCAAUCAAAGUCAGAGGAAGAUAACGCGAACGGUAAUGGUGAAGACGACGGGGCCGAUGAAGUCACACAGCCACCUCCGAUAGAAACACCGGAUUCCCUUGCGUUCAAACUUACCUUGCUGGAGAUGUACGCCCAAAGGGUUGAGAAGCGGCUGGAAGCAAAAGCCAUCAUGUUUGAUAGAGGAUUAUUGGAGUAUAAGAAGAUGGCUGCUGCAGAGAAGAAGCGACCAAGAGAAGAAAAGGAUCUUGUCCAUCGCUUAAAGCCCUUCGCGAAACUCCAGACUGCUGAUGACUUCGAGGUAUUUACCACCGACAUUCUGUACGAAGCUAUGCUGCGGAAGCAAAUACAAGAACUGCAGAGCUAUCGUCGGCUUGGACUGCAAACGGUGGCAGACAUUGAUAAAUACCAAGUUGAUCUCAACAACAGACGCUCGCAACCCAAGGGCAGCCGCGAUGUGCCAGGGCGGAAAAGCCAUGAACGCGACUUCACGCCAAAGCCAGCUGUGCGCAGACCACCCGCGCCGCUCAACAUUGCAAACAGCCCAUGCCUCCACCUCCUUACUCCAGGGGAACAAACCCUCUGCUCCACCCUGCGUAUCCUACCGAAGCCGUAUCUGGUUAUCAAGGAGACCCUGGUACGCGAGUACGCCCGACGUGGUGGAAAAUUACGACGCCGGGAAGCACGCGAUCUCGUCAAGAUCGAUGUCAACAAGACCAGUCGAGUCUGGGACUUCCUCGUGCAGACCGGCUUCCUCAAGAUCACAGCCGAGCCUGCUGCCCCCGCAGCAUCAGCAGCCCAGGCUCCCCCGGAUAGCACCACUAGCAGCACGACUAGCUCCGCUCUUCCUCCCUCGACGAGCGGAUCUCCGUUGAAAGAUCAAGCAGCGAAGAGUUCUCCACGAUUGCCAACGUUACCUCCACCUCCGUUGAAUUACCAAGCCACGAUGCCCACCCAGAACGGGUUUACAUUCCAAUACCCCUUGCCUCAAGCACAAACUACAGCGUGGACUCCCCACUAA